Chara braunii is the source of this 3919-nucleotide messenger RNA. The record is from the annotation of a GenBank genome assembly. Lineage: Eukaryota; Viridiplantae; Streptophyta; Charophyceae; Charales; Characeae.
UCUCUCCUCCCAUCACCACCUCCAUCCACCAUCGCCCCUUCUCUCUUCCCAUCACCACCUCCAUCCACCAUUGCCCCCCCUACACCAUCAUCCCAUCUCUCCUCCCAUCACCAUCUCCCUAUACCAUCAUCCCAUCUCUCCGCCCAUCACCACCUCCCUCUACCGGCAUGUGUGUGUGUGUGUGUGUGUGUGUGUGUGUGUGUGAGGAGAGAGAGAGAGAGAGGGAGAGAGAGAGAACCUCGCUGCCCCCCCUGCAUCAUCAUUUCCCUCCACCAUUACCUCCAUUUCCGCUGCUCUACGACCUUUUUCUCCACAUCGUUCUUCUUCUUCUUCUUCUUCUUCUUCUUCUUCUUCUUCUGCCCGGACGACAUGUCUUCCUCAUGUGGGCCGUCGAACAGCAACGAUGCAGGUUGCAGCGAGGCAGGUGGUGGCAGCAAGGGCAAAGGCGAGAGGAAGCCCAAGGGCAAGGUGAAGGUCAGCCAUGAGAAACCGCCAUUCGACCCUGCAUCAAAUUCAAAGCAGAUGGAGUUGGAGAAGAUAAAACCAGCGUAUAGAUGGGUUCUGCGCAGACAGGAGGCGGAACCCAAAGGUUAUGCGAACUGUUGGCACAAGUGCAAGUCGUGUGGCAGGGUGUGGACUGCAUCUUACACACGUGUCGUCGAACAUUUCACGGCGAAAAGGGAACCGUGUGCGAAGAGGACCGGGGAGAUCCUGCAUAUCCUCGCCAGCAAGGGGGCGAAGAUCGAUUGCCCCAUCACACGAAGAAUGAUACAGCUAUACCGAUUGGAAAACAACAUUGCUGACGGAGCAGAUCCACAACCGGUGUUAGAGCACGUCCACAAGGACAAUUUGGCAAAGUUUAUGUUGCCUCCGACUGCCCCCGGUAGAGAGGCCGUCGGCGAGAGUCGGGACGGUCUGGGCAUGGUGACGGAUGACGGACACGUCAGGCGAGAGAGAGCGGAAGACCCGUCAGGCAGCGAAUCAGCGACCCAAAGGCCAUCCGCGAACUUGAAGCAAGCCUCUAUCAGACGUUGGACUGAGAACUCAUCGCAGCAGCGCUUGGACAUUGCUUGGGGGUUCCACUUGUACGAGCAUGGGACUCCAUUCAACUACGUCACGGGGGAGAAAACACAGGAGCUGCAUAAACUGUACUUGGAGCUAGGGGAAAAGAAACAGAGAGUGAAGAUGCCCAAUAGAAUGCAAAUGGCGACGGUGGUCCUCGACGUCGCGUACGACCAGACGCGAGAGGCGAUGAGGCCGGUUAUGGAGACAUGGGAUAUCACCGGGUGCACGCUCAUCACGGAUGGGUGCACGGAUCGCAAGUUCCGGCCCAUCAUGAACUUCAUUAUUGUUGGCGGGGCCGGAGCAGUAUUGCUGAAGGUUGUCGAUAUGUUGAAGAGGAAGAAGAUGGCGAUUCCAUUGGCGAAAUUGUGGGAGGGUGUGAUCCGCGAGAUUGGAGUGCACAGAGUGAACGCUUUGUGCACGGACAACGCGGAGGUCAACAAACACGCGGCCAGAUUGUUGAGGCGGCGAACAGAUCGAAGCAUUUCACGGAUUCCAUGGGUUCCAUGCGCCGCACAUUGCUUGAACUUGCUUCUUAAGGGGAUCAGCGACGAGCCAUGGAUGUAUGACCUCUACAAGAGGGGCAAGACGAUUGUGAAGUGUAUCCGGAAUCAUCACAAGACGGCGCAGUUGUUCCUUGACUGCUCGGAGAUGGAGAGGACCAGGACACUCAUCAUGCCCACGGAGGUGCGCUUCGCCUCGGUGUACAUGAUGUUGGAGAGGCUGUUAGACAGGAAGAAGGUCUUGAAGGCAAUGAUGGUAGGAGGGUGGUUGGACGUGAAGUGGGCUUCGAGAAAGAAGCGCACCACCGCUAACACAGUCUCCAUGACUGUCCGCUCUGAUGAUUGGUGGAGGGAGGUGGAGGCAGCAGUGAAUGUGAUGUCCCCAGUCUAUGAUCUCUUGCGAAAGAUGGACAAGAGCGGCACUGCCCCAUAUUCACUGUGGGGCUUUGAGGAGGCAUUGAUAAAGAAGAUGACCUCCAUUCCCAGCUUGACACCUGCGCGGCGGGAGUCCAUCGCGAAGAAGGUGGGGAGGCGCUGCAAAAUGAUGCGCCAGCCGGUGCACGCAGCGAACUUCCUCUUCAAUCCGUCGAAGAGGGACCCUCGUUGGAUGAACGGCCCCAAGUCCCUGCUUUUGCAAAAUGCCAUGAUCUUUCUGCUGUCACAAUGCGAAGACGGGGCGACAUGGGGUUGCAAGGAGCAUCUCGACCUAUGGGAUGACUUGAAGACAUUCCACAAAGAGCCACAGGGCAACUCGAGUCUGCCCCUUGAGAAGCAAGACAGUUUCUGGACUGAUUUCGCUAAGUUUGACUCCAACCUCGACAAGCGCACCGCAUCAGAUUGCUGGGGAUGCCAUGGGAAGAGUCACGAGAAACUGCAGCGCAUUGCUGCGCGUGUGACCGCGAUGUGGAGCACGGCGACACCAUGCGAGCACAACUGGUCGACGCUGGACCUCAUCCAUGAGAAGAGAAACCAGCUGUCAAGUGAAGAAGAGGAAGGCGGGGGCUUCAUCGACAUGUGGGCCGAUUUCUUCGGUGCAGAUGCACCUCCACCAAUUGCAGAUCCUGAUAUUCUUCCCGACGACAUGCAGCCAACAGCGGACGAGGUGGCUCGGAGGGAUCGUCUGAGGAAAGCUCCUCAUGGGAGGAUUCCGAAGGUCGGGAGGUUGGACGACUCCAGCGCUAGCGACAGCAGCGAUGAUGGCGAGGAUUUGGUUUGGAAGGGGAAGGGGAAGAAAAGUAAAGAGGAGUCUUUGGCAGCUCCGGCCUAUGCGAAGGGUGAAGCGCUGGUGGAAGCAGAAGAGUAUGGAGAGGACGAAGAAGAGGAGGAUCGGGAUGAGGACAUGGAUUUCGGUCUGCGCUCGGAUGUGGCAGCUCCGGCCAAUGCGAAGGGUAAAGCGCUGGUGGAAGCAGAAGAGUAUGGAGAGGACGAAGAAGAGGAGGAGGAUCGGGAUGAGGACAUGCAUUUCCGUCUGCGCUCGGAUGUGGAGCCAGAUGACGACUUCGAUGACGACGACGACGAGGACGCUGACGCUCUGACAAUGAGACCGGAAACAGGUCACUUUGAUAGUGACCUCGAGUUCUUGGUACCUCGAAAUAGAGACAGAGAACUUCCCGCACACGAUAACGACGAGGCGGAUAGAGCGAUGGCACAAGCACUUGCGAAGAGAGAUCGCGUCAUGGUCAAUCAGCGUAUCGAGGAGGAUGCAGCGAGACGUGUAGCUGUUCCCCGACGGACUGAGAGAAAGGAACGGAGGAAGUCGGGGGCGGAUCAGGAGGGGGAGGAUGCGGGGCAGCAGUCGGAGUUGCGCCCAUUGUGGCCGACAGCCAACACACUGAAACGGCAGCGACAGCAAGUGCAUGUGGAGACCACCCAACAGAGGACUUGCCCCACACACACAUUCAUUCAACCGAACCGCUGGAGGAAGAAGACAAGGACCGCCGUGAUGAAGGGAGCAGGCCAGAUGUGGCUGUUGUCUACAAAAGGGGACCAAAUGCAAGCACUUCAGCCCCCCCUCCCGUUGUGCCUUCUCAACAGUCCCAGCCGGACUUCCCACCGUUGAUUGACGACCUGCAACACGACAACCUCGACAAGAGCACAGUGGGUAGGAAGAGGAAGGUGGUAGAAGAGACCGCAACAACCGCUGGACCGAAGAGAGGUCGGGGAAAACCUCGAAAAGCUCGACCUGAGACAGUCUAUCCACCGGCCGGACUGCCUCCCCGAAGAACACAGCGACAGCGGAAGUCAAAGAAGACACGAAAUGUGAUUGAAGAUGAUGACGACGACGAGGCUUCGGGGGACGACAGCAAUGAUGGCGACGCUGCCUGUGACUCCGAAAACAAAUGGAGUUAGUAGCU